Molecule: messenger RNA, 3528 nt
Organism: Hemiscyllium ocellatum (epaulette shark)
Lineage: Eukaryota; Metazoa; Chordata; Chondrichthyes; Orectolobiformes; Hemiscylliidae
Product: von Willebrand factor A domain-containing protein 3B-like
Exons: 26
Coding region: 1-3528 (1175 amino acids)
Source: RefSeq, a predicted model, not a curated record
AUGGUGAAAGCACAGGAGAAGAAUUCCUUUUUUGAACUUGACGUGCAGACUCUCGUUUCAUCAUCAAAAUGGCUUCAGCUACAUGGACUCAAGAGAAACAGGUUGACCCUGUCUCAGAUCUUGUCACAGAUUGGGUUUAAACAUAGAGAAGAAUUUGAUUAUGGGUUGCAGAAGCCCGUGUCAUCAUGUUAUGGUGAAGGCUUGUUCCAGCGAUAUGUGAGAAAAGAUGGUAGGAUUUACAAUCUAACAGCCAGUAAGGAACAGCUUCAGCAGUUUGCUGUCGCUCUCACUCAGGCAAUACGAUGCUUCCAACGACGAUUGGAGUGGCUGACCAGUGGGAGUAAACAGUUUUUUGGUGUAAUACAAGAACAUUGCAUAGUCAUCGUCUUAGACUUUGCCCCCAUGCCUCAGAGACUGUUUCAGCUUUCCCUUGAUGCCCUUUGCAUGGUUCUCCAGGAACAGGCAGCACUGAUUGGGAAAAUUAAUCUUAUCAGGGCAGCUGAUGAAAUGGUUGUAUGGCAGGAGAAAGCUGUACCUGUUUCUGCACAGACAAUAGGCUCAGCAAUUGAUUGGAUAAGGAAUCUUCACCAAAUGCCAACUACUAGCAAGACAAGUUCGGUGGAGGCUGUGUUACAAGCGACAAGCGAUAAUACUAUUGAUGCAGUUUACUUUUUCACUGCUGGUGAUGGUCCUGAGGCGAUGAGAGAGCUUUUGCGACGGAAGUUGGCUACGAGCCCAUGCCCGGUCCACACUGUAUCAUUUAAUGCCAAGGAGGAAGGCACAAUUCAGUUCCUGAAAGAUUUGGCUCAUUUAACUGCAGGAAGAUUUCAUGCAUUUGCACCAAUCAGUGAACGUGACGAAGAUGAAACUGUCUCCACCAAUGAUGUGAAAGACAGAGAUACCGAGGCCCCAGAGACCCCAAGGAAACUGAUUGGAGGUUUGUCACCAGGGGCUGGAGUCAGAGAAGAUGUGUUCCUUAUCUGGAACGAAAUAGAAGAGGCUAAGAGCACAUUGGCAGAAGUUCACACCCUCUUAAUGGAAGCACCUGAGUCUGUGUUUAAUGCAGCAUCUGUGAAGAGAGAAACAAAGUCAACAUCCCUAAAGCUUGCAACAAACUCAGAGGACUGCAUAACUUCAAAGAAAUGGCUUGAAAAGUAUGGAUUGAAGGUGCGGAGAUUAUCUUUCUACGAUGCCCUUGCGGAUUGUGCUUUUCGACAUUCUGAUGGUGUAGUGGAUAUAAAAGGGAAGCCUGUGAAUGAAAACCUGCAGACUGAUGCAGAAACUAGAGUGAAACUGGUGAAUGCCAAAUACUGUGGCCGCUUUGCACACACUCGCUGGAAGAACGGCUCUGUAAUGCAUGUUUACAUAACUGCAGAGAAACGCAAACAGUACAAACAGAGAAUGAAGACUGCAUUGGACCAGAUCCAAAGGAGAAUUGACUGGCUUCAGCAGGGGAGUAGGGAGCUCUUUGGGACUAUAAUUGAGGAUCAGAUUUACAUCCUAAUUGACACUUCUCAAUCCAUGGAAGAUAAAAUGGAGAUGGUGCAAAGAAAGAUCUUUCAACUCAUGCAGGAACAACUUCAACACAAGACCAAAUUCAAUUUUGUAAAGUUUGACUCCAGAGCUGAUCCGUGGCAGGAGAAGCUGGCAGAGGUAAAUGAAGAUAAUCUGGAAAAGGCAUGGUCUUGGGUUAAAGGCCUCCAGGUCGGGGGUUCCACAAAUACUUUGGGAGCAAUACGACUUGCCCUUGCUGAUGGUGGGACUCAAGCUGUUUAUCUCCUCACCGAUGGAAGACCUGACCAGCCUCCGAAAACCAUUAUUGCUCAGGUACAGCUCGUCUGCCUGGUCCCUAUUCAUUGCAUUGCAUUUAACUGCAAUGAUGUUGAAGCCAAUGAGUUUCUAUUUGAGCUUUCCGCGAAUACAGGUGGACGGUUCCAUUGCUACAGCAGUGAUAUGACAGUGCCUUCUAACCCUCCGCCAUUUCAGAGUGAAGAUAUUUGCCUUUUGAAGAAAGAAAUGGAGAAGGGGAGAAAUGAUUUGGAGAAGGUAGAAAAGCUGUAUGCUGAAUGUGUAAUGCUGGACUGGUAUUACAACGGGGAAGAAACCGGUCUAAAACACGAUAUCAAAGCUGAUGAUCGAACUGGGAGUGACGAUACAUCUCAGCAACUUUCUCGAAAUGCUAAGGCACUUUUGAGACCCAAAUCAGCUGUGGAUUGGACACCAGCUGCACAUCGAAACCACAGGGAUCGGUACCAUAUUUAUAGCGCAGAUAGUGACAAGAGAUCAAAAGAACUACAAAGGAAGAAAGCCCUACAUGCUGCUCAUACCAAGUCCAGCUUACUCCGGAGUUUGAGCAAUGGUGUUAAAAUUGAUGAGAAUCUGGUGGAUGAGUGGCUGCUUCCAGAAAACAAGGAGCUGUUCGUAAAUAACCACAACAAGGAAUUGAAAGCUCUGAAAGGCCUCAGUUUGAUUGAAAGCAAACCUUUGACAAAAAAAGGAAGCAGACCAGCUAAAAACUCUCUGGAUAUUUCUUCAGCUUGCUGGCUGAAGACAAAUAGCUUACUUGCAAAGAGACUCACUAUAAUGGAUGCACUUGCACCGACGGCUGUAGCUCAAACUUCCAAAUAUGUCCCAAUCUUAGACAAGUAUAUUGUGUCCAAAGUCUUCGAUGAGAUGCUACCAUUCGCGCAUGUGAGCAAUUGCAAGAAGCAGAUCACACUCAUUAAUCCAUUGGGUGUGAACCUGAAACACUACAAAAAAAGACUCCUCCACGCCAUCCAUUGCUAUGAAAAGCGUCUAAAUUUAAUUGUAUGGAGAGCAUUAUCUCAGGAGGAGCGAGAUAAGUUCAAUAGUGAUAAACCAAUCUCAUUUGGAGACCACAGAGAGGCCUUACUGCAAGCAUUGGACAGAAUGGAUUGGCCUAUUGCUCAAGAAGAUAUUACAUUAUUGGAAGAUGAAAUCCAGACUGGUUAUACAUAUAAACAACAGACCUCAGACCUCCAGAAGGCUGCUCGAGAAAAGGAGCCGGAAAACAUGCAUCAUGUUCCCAGGAACCAUAGUCCCAGUGUACAGAACACCACAAAACAGGACAGAAGAAGAUUGGAUGCACUCAGAGGUCAGAGGGUAAUUGCAAGAUCAGAAGUUGAUGGUUUUUAUUACCCAGGAAUUGUGACUAAGUGUGUUGGUGCAAGGAAAGCCAUAAUUGACUUCAUGAAAGGAGACACCCAGAUUACAUCAACCAGAUUUUUAAUUUGUAUUGGAGGAGCUUCACCCUGUCCCUCAUUGAAAAUGGGAGACUUUGUUUUGGUUCAUAGUGAUUCAGAGGCUGGAAAUGAUUUCUAUUUACCUGGGGUUGUCAUAGCAACUCCAAACAGAGCAGCACCAGAUGACAAAUUUUAUACAGUUUUGAAAUAUAAUAAUAGAAAGGAACAUUCAUUUCGUGGUGAACUGAUUAAAAUCAGCAAGACGCAAUAUACCUCCAUCAGACAUUACAUACAAGAGGCUCAGAUGAUAGAUCGCACAAUGUGA